This is a messenger RNA of Auxenochlorella protothecoides, 2187 nucleotides long. RefSeq names its product ARM repeat protein interacting with ABF2. NCBI's taxonomy places the organism in Eukaryota, Viridiplantae, Chlorophyta, Trebouxiophyceae, Chlorellales, Chlorellaceae. The record is from RefSeq and is a predicted model, not a curated record. The coding region runs from base 1 to 2187 and encodes 728 amino acids. Gene Ontology annotation, molecular function: protein binding. The transcript is spliced from 5 exons.
AUGUCAGACUCCAGUAGGAAGCGGAGGCUGGCCGAGGUUGCCUCGACCUCCCUGAAUGUUUUGACGAUGGGCUCGGCGACCACGACGGACGUCAGCCACAAGAUACGCCUGCUGCUGAAGGCGCUGCUCGCCGAAGCUGAUCCCCUGAAGGAGCUGCAGAGCGUGAAGACCACGGUCCGGGCCCUGCUCGAGAUAUGCAAGAACGGUGAGUACUGGGACCUCGCCCGGGAGGAGGUGACGUUGCGCCAGGGCCCGGGCCCCUUCCUGCAGUCGCCAGGCACCCUGCAUGCCUGCCCUCCUGCUCGGGGUGACGAAGCACCUCUGUCGCCCCUUGCAGAGGAGAACCUGGACGCGGCGGCCAGGGAAGGGACUGUGGGCGCCGUGGUCCCCCUGCUGAAGCAGGCGUGUGGCUCCGAUGACCCCUCCUCGGUCAACCCCCCUGUCGAGGUGGAGGAGCUGGAGCGCGACAUCUGCUUCCUGCUGGGCCUGCUGGCCAUCAAGGUGGCGCACCAGCAGGCCAUCUGCAAGGCCGGCGCGCUGCGCACGCUGGUGGCGCUGAACAACGCGAUCAAGGACCGAGUGCGCGGCGAGGGCGGCGUGCCCCACCUGGUGGCCCUGCUGUCGUCGGUGGACCCCAAGGUGCAGCGCGCGGUGGCGGGCAGCCUGCGCACGCUGGCGUUCAAGAACGAGGAGAACAAGGCGCUGAUCGUGGCGCUGGGCGCGCUGCCGCUGCUGGUCCAGAUGCUGCACGCGGAGGACACCACGCUGCACUACGAGGCGGUGGGCGUGGUGGGCAACCUGGUGCACUCCUCCGCGCCCAUCAAGCGCGCGGUGCUGGAGGCGGGCGCGCUGCAGCCCAUCAUCAACCUGCUGUCCAGCCCCUGCCCCGACUCGCAGCGCGAGGCAGCCCUGCUCCUGGGCCAGUUCGCGACGGAGGGCGAGUACAAGUUCGCCAUCGUGCAGCGCGGCGCGGUGGCGCCGCUGAUCGAGAUGCUGGCCCACGCCGACACGCAGCUGCGCGAGAUGGCGGCCUUCGCACUGGGUCGCCUGGCCCAGAACGCGGACAACCAGGCGGGGAUCAUCGCGUCGGGGGGCCUGCUCCCGCUCAUGGACCUGCUGGAGUCGCGGCUGGGCAACCUGCAGCACAACGCCGCCUUUGCGCUGUACGGCCUGUCCGACAACGACGACAACCUGAUCGAGUUCGUGCGGGAGGGCGUGGUCCAGCGCAUCCUGGCCUGCGACAUGAUCGUGCAGCCCAGCCGCGACUGCGUGGCCAAGACGCUCAAGCGGCUGCAGGAGCGUCUGCGCGGCCGCGUGCUGGCCCAGAUCCUGUACAACAUGCAGGGCGCAGGCGGCGCGGCGCGCGCACGCAUCGCCGUCGCGCUCGCCGCGCUGACCACGCCCGACAGCCCCUCCCCCGCCGCCAACCGCGUCAUGUUCCUGGAGAAGCGCACCGUGCAUGUGCUGGUGGACGCGCUCACCGACCCGCACACGCCGGGGGACCUGCAGGCGCAGGCCGCCGCGUCCCUCAUGCGCGUGGCCGAGGCUUGUGGUGCCACCUCGCCCCUGCCCCUGGACCCCGAGCCGCCGGAGCCGCAGCGCGUUUACCUGGGCCCCCAGUACGUGAACAGCCGCGUGGAGUCGGACGUGACCUUCCAGGUGGAGGGCCGGCCCUUCUACGCGCACCGCAUCGCGCUGCAGGCCUGCUCCGACAUCUUCCGCUCCAUGUUCGACGGGCACUACCGCGAGACCGACGCCUCGGUCAUCCCCAUCCCCAACAUCCGGUGGGAGGUGUGGGAGGCCACCAUGCGCUGCAUCUACUGCGGCUCGGUGGCGGUGCCGCCGGAGGCCGCGCAGGAGCUGCUGGCCGUGUCCGACCAGUACAUGUUGGACACGCUGAAGCGCUUGUGCGAGGCCGCCAUCGCGGAGGGCCUGACCCCGGACAACGUGUCGGCCGCCUUCGAGCUGGCCGAGGGCUUCAACGCGCCCGACCUGGCCAAGCGCUGCGUCCUGUUCUGCCUCGCACACCACGCCGCGCUGGUGGCCGCGCCCGGCGGGUCGCGCGCCGGGUACGCGGUGGCCAUGCAGCGCAUGGCCCCGCGCCUGCACGCCGCGCUGGCGGAGCACAUCGCCCGCAACGCCGACGCCGCGGCGGCCAGCGCGGGCGCCGCCGAGGCGGGGUCCUGA